Prorocentrum cordatum is the source of this 1501-nucleotide messenger RNA. The record is from the annotation of a GenBank genome assembly. Lineage: Eukaryota; Dinophyceae; Prorocentrales; Prorocentraceae.
AAGCCGUCUCGCCAGAGCCCGACAGUCCGCAUUGACCACUUUCGAACCCUUCAUAUUGCAUCUCUGUUGCUUCCUAGAAUUUCACAUUAACGCCAUCCGCCAUGUUGCUCAUCUCGCUGAUGAUCUUCACCAGGGGCGUCCGUACCGCAACGGGUCAGCAGGCGCCCACUUGGAACGCAAACGGAUGGGACGAGACUGUGGUCUCAAAUGGUGGGCGCGAUCUGAGCGUGAGUACUUCGGGAUUAUGGCAGAGAUCGAACUUUGCCCAAGAAGUGAUCUCAGCAAAUGGCCCUCUGACAGGGGUCACGUUCAAGUGCAAUUGCGAGCACAUCUCAAUUGCCAUAUCGAACGCCGAGCCCAGUGGAACGUCAAAUUGGAAUCUGGGCACGGCGUUCGUGUGCCGACCGAAUUGCAGGGCUGACAUCUACGACUACUCAGUAGGUACACCCCAAAUAAGCAAAUCUGUAUAUUAUACUCCACUCAGUAGCGUGAUUGAGCUGCGACUUGGUGCGAACAACUAUGUAGAGGUUCUGGUGGAUGGAAUUUCUGUAUUCACAAGUGCUUUCGCCACACACCCAACUGCCCGUUUGGCUAUCUCUUGGUAUUAUCCCGAUGCCCAUGUGCAGGACAUAUCAUACAUCGGUGAGACAACUACCGCUUCUGCAGCUGGUGACCCCCACUUGCAAAAUGUCCAUGGUGAACGGUUCGACUUGAUGAAGCCGGGUAAGCAUGUCAUGGUAAACAUUCCUCGCUGGGAGCGCGCUGAGAACUCAUUGCUUCGCGUGGAGGCCGAGGCUCGCAAAUUGGGUGGGCACUGCAGUGACAUGUAUUUCACUGAAUUGAACAUCACAGGAUCUUGGGCAUAUGAGAAGCGAGUUGGAGGAUACCACUUCCGAUCGCAACGUGCCGCCCACGAACCUGAGAAAUGGUUCGCUCUGGGUAAGGUCGAGUUGAAAGUCGUUCAUGGGCGAACUGGAAGUCAGACCCAGUACUUGAAUUUCUACGUGAAACACCUGGGGCGAGCAGGGUUUGCCGUGGGAGGCCUCCUCGGGGAAGACGACCACGAAGCCGUGAGCACGCCUCCGGCGGCCUGUGCGAAACGCAUGAGCUUGUCGAUUUUGCGCGCGCGCGGCCGUGGCUCCGCUGCGGCUUCGGGCGCAGUGGCGACCUUCUUUUGACUGCUCAGAUUGGAGUGCAUGCACACCCGUGAGGAUGGAGUGCGAGGAGGAGGAGGAGGAGGAGGAGGCACAAUGCGCCGCCAGGAUGUCAGGGAGCCCGCAGCCCGCGGGCGCCCGAGUCGCCCGUCAGCGCCACUCUCGUGACUGGCCGCCCGCCGCCCGGCUGGCCGCCUCGGGGCCCCGUCUUUGCCCGACGCGGCCUCCCUUCUGUUCUGAACUUGCGCAGCAGGUCAACCCAGCGCAUGCUGAGUGCACAGGUGUGCGACGUGGGCAAGCUGUGCCCCCUCGGUCCUGCCCGCUUGCUCGCAGAGGAACAAAUCCCC